Messenger RNA from Closterium sp. NIES-65, 1962 nucleotides. The record is from the annotation of a GenBank genome assembly. Lineage: Eukaryota; Viridiplantae; Streptophyta; Zygnematophyceae; Desmidiales; Closteriaceae.
AUGACGAGACGCAUACUACUUCUGGUUCUAGCUACACUUGUAGCGUCAUGCACCACAAUCAACGCGCAACAAACGCAAUCACCUACGGUACCCACUCGGGUCACGUCACAGCAAUCCCACUGGCACCAGCGGCCGCUACCGCUGAACCCGUCUCAAAAGCGCGCGCUUUCUCAGCUGCGCCUCCGCGCUCCUCGAGCCGCCAAAAUUAUCCUUAACCGCCUCAAAAAUCGCCAACCCCCCACUACAACUGUCGCCCAAAAAUCGCACGAAAUCGCCAGCCCCCUCCAAUCCGCCGCCUCCCGAGCCCUUUCCUGGCUCCAAUCAAAACCCUCCCUUGACUCCUCCGCGCAACUCUCCGCCCAACCUUCCGCGCAACCCGCCUCCGGCCUCUCCAUCCUCUCCCGCUUUCUCUCCGCCAUGCGCCCCGCGGGCCUCUCCGCCGGCGCAAGCAGCCGCCGCGUGCUGCGCCGCCACCCCAUCGGGUCGGGCCACCGCGCGCCUGGGAAAGGGCAUCAUGGGCCGUCCGGGGGGCAUCACGGUUUGACAGGCGGGCACCAUGGGCUGAAGGGCGGACACCACGGGCCGAACGGCGGGCAUCACGGGCCUAAUGGCGGGCAUCACGGGAAGGCGAAGUGGGAAAAGAUGCAGAAGCUUCGCGCCGCGAAAGACGGACUGAAUCUGGGGUCGACAAAAAGCGCGGAUGAUUUCAGCGGUGCGCUCUCGGGGGAUUUCGGCUCGGGGUCCGGGUCGGGUUCGAAUUCCGGUUCAGAUGUUUCGUCGACUUUCUCUGUGACCCAAUUCGGCGCCGAUGGCGGUGGCUCGAGCGACGACUCGAAGGCCUUCGCUGCGGCGUUCGAGGCGGCAUGCAAGGAGGCGAAAUCGUCCGACAAAAAAACCGGAGUUGUCGUUCCGUCGGGAAAGACGUUUCUGGUAAAGCCCGUGCUGUUCGAGGGGCCGUGCGGGCCGGGCGUGCAAUUCACAAUUGACGGAACCAUCGUGGGGCCUUCCGAUCCCGGGCAAUACGACAAUCCCGGGUCGGGCACGUACGGCAUCCUGAAUUUCCGCAGUAUCCCGGGACUGGAAAUUGUGGGAGGCGGGUUGGUGGAUGGGAAUGCGGAGGAGUGGUGGAAGAAAGACCGCGACGAGCGGCCGCAGAACAUCGUCAUUGUGGAGUGCCACGGCGUGCUGGUUACCGGCAUCACCUCCAAGGACCCCCCGUUCAAGCAUCUGUUUUUCUACGAGAACAACGGCGUGACUGUACGCGGCGUGACUACAUCGAGUCCCGAGGAGAGCCCGAACACGGACAGCCUUCAUUUGUCGUACGUGCAAGACGCGCUCAUCGAGAACUGCGAGUUUUCGGGCGGCGAUGACAACGUGGCAAUCAUCAACGGCACGUCGCGCGUGCUCAUUCAGAACAUUGUUGGCAACUCCGGGCACGGAAUCAGCAUCGGAAGUCUGGGGAAGGAAAAAGACAUCAGCUGCGUUUCGGACAUCACAGUUCGAAAAUCCAUCCUUCGCAACACCGCCAACGGGCUUCGCAUAAAGACGUGGCAGGGCGGCAAGGGGAAAGCCCGGGGGAUCCAUUUCGAGGACAUGAUACUCGAAAACGUUGGUAACCCUAUUCGCAUCGACCAGUUUUACUGCGACAGCGAGUCUUCGCGGUCAUGCGGCACCUCCCACGACGCUGUAGCGAUUUCGGACGUCACGUUUAAAAACGUUAAAGGGACGACUUCUAAAGGGGAAGGGAUCAAGCUCGACUGUUCCGAUACAGUCCCCUGCAGCAACAUCCUUUUAUCGAACAUCAACAUACAGCCAGUGGAAGGCGGGGAUCCGUUGGAGCCGUUUCUCAAUAGCGCGUAUGUGACUAUAGAGGGGCCGGUUGUGCCAGAAUUGAAGGACGUGAAGAGCAGCCCGAGCUCGGGGCUGCUUUCAGCAGUGAAGGAGAUGGAAGGGUACUGCUAA